AUGACAUACGAUCACGAUGAGUUGUCCACUUCAAUAAUUUUUAGUCAUAAACCGCGAACUAACGCAGCAAUAGGCAUGUUGAAAUACGUAGGUGUCCUGCUAACAAAGGAGCAAAUAUUCAAGAUUGCCUCGAGUAUCCUAAAAGAAGAUAUCGCUGAUAUACACGACACGAAUUCAUUUCUUCGCGCAUUUGGCUCCGUUCUGCAUGACCUGUACAGAAGUAGCCCGGCAUACUAUAUUCACCCGAUGGCCAUACCUCGUCGUUCACCGAAGGACGAAGACACGCAUUUCCUUCUUGUAUGCCAUGUAUACAAAAACUCUCGCGAGACACGCAUGAACUAUACUAGCAAGCCGGUGACGGACAGAGAUGCCAAAAUUCUCGGAUGGUUGAAAGAGAACGGGAUGGAGUCCCAAGAUAUCCUUAAUCAAUGGACGACGGUGCCCGAUCCCAAAUACGAUAUGUGA
Fomitiporia mediterranea MF3/22 is the source of this 465-nucleotide messenger RNA. RefSeq lists its product as uncharacterized. The coding region runs from base 1 to 465 and encodes 154 amino acids. The transcript is spliced from 2 exons. The record is from RefSeq and is a predicted model, not a curated record. Lineage: Eukaryota; Fungi; Basidiomycota; Agaricomycetes; Hymenochaetales; Hymenochaetaceae.